Penicillium alfredii is the source of this 1956-nucleotide messenger RNA. RefSeq names its product kinesin-3 family protein uncB. Gene Ontology annotation, molecular function: microtubule binding; ATP binding; microtubule motor activity. The transcript has 3 exons. NCBI's taxonomy places the organism in Eukaryota, Fungi, Ascomycota, Eurotiomycetes, Eurotiales, Aspergillaceae. The record is from RefSeq and is a predicted model, not a curated record. Gene Ontology annotation, biological process: mitotic spindle organization; microtubule-based movement. The coding region runs from base 1 to 1956 and encodes 651 amino acids.
AUGGCGCUAGAUCCGCGCUUUUAUCAACACAUCGGCCAGAGCACUGGGCCUGGUUCGAUCUCCUCGGCCACUUCUUCCGAAUCCUCCGCCGUCACCGGUAUCACGACCCCCAGCGUGAUCUCGACUUUUGCAUCCGCUGCCACCCUCCGAUCUACGGCAUCAAGCCCGUCUCUUCGCGCCCGAGAGAGUAUUUCAGUCCCGGCUGGUCGCCAAGAUGGAAUCGCGAGUCCUGCGCCAGGCGGUAACGUGCGCGUCGUGGUGCGAGUUCGCAAGUUUCUCCAUCGAGAAAUCCAACGCAAGGCGCAAUGCCUGAUCUCAAUGGAUCCCCAUACACAAAUGACCAGCCUCCACGCCCCCGAACGAAGCCCUGGCGAUCAAGGAAAACCCAAGUCGCAGUCCCGUGGCAAGGUUUUGGAGGAAAAGUCGUUCACCUUUGAUAACUCCUUCUGGUCGCAUAACGAGGAGGACGAACAUUACGCCCAUCAGGAAGAUGUGUACAACUGCCUCGGCGAAGAGUUUCUGGACCACAACUUUGAAGGAUACCACACCUGCAUUUUCGCCUAUGGGCAGACGGGUUCAGGCAAGAGUUACACGAUGAUGGGCACACCAGAGCAGCCGGGAUUGAUUCCUCGGACCUGCGAAGACCUGUUUCAGCGCAUUGAAAGCUCGCCCUCCCCUGAUAUCAGCUACAAUGUUCGGGUGUCCUACUUCGAGGUAUAUAACGAGCAUGUUCGUGAUCUCUUGGUGCCCCGGACCGACCCACCACAUUACCUUCGCAUCCGAGAGUCCCCGUCGGAGGGCCCAUAUGUCAAAGACCUGACCGAGGUCACUGCGAAGAACUAUAAUGAAUUGAUGAAAUACAUGCGAAAGGGUGAUGUAUCCCGUACCACCGCGAGCACGAAGAUGAACGACACCUCGUCUCGAUCUCAUGCGGUCUUUACCAUUACAUUGAAACAAAUCCACCACGACCUAUCAACAGAUGAGACGACUGAACGUACGGCGCGCAUCCGGCUGGUUGAUCUAGCAGGUUCCGAGCGUGCUAAAUCUACCGAAGCGACAGGCCAGCGUCUUCGCGAGGGCUCGAAUAUCAACAAGUCGCUCACUACUUUGGGCCGGCUCUGGCCGAUCCAAAGAAAAGUCGAGGGGGGGCGUGGAGGCCGAAAGGCUAAGGAAUUGGUGCCAUACCGUGACUCAAUCCUGACCUGGCUGUUGAAGGACAGUUUGGGUGGCAACUCGAAGACCGCCAUGAUUGCCUGUAUCGCCCCGGCAGACUACGAAGAGACCUUGUCCACACUACGGUACGCAGACCAGGCAAAGCAUAUCCGGACCCGGGCGCAAAUCAACCAAGACCAUAUCUCGGCAGCCGAACGCGACCAGCAGAUCGCAGAGAUGGCAGAAACCAUUCGCACCCUGCAGCUCAGUGUGAGCCAAGCUACCGCCAGUCAGCGCGCGACUGAGACCCAGGAUGAACGGCUUGAGGAGUAUCAGCAAAAGGUGGACAAAAUGCAACGACUUAUGGAAGAGACCAAGAUGGUCAGCGAGUGCAAGAUUCGGCAGUUGCAGACAGAGAACGAAGCGUUGCGCAUGCACCUGAAACUGGCUCUUGAAAGCCUCAAGAACCCAAUCCCGCCAAUCAAUAUUGCGCAAAGACAACCGAGUCUCGCCUCGUUGGCGGAAGAAGAGCAGCCAUCGCACCGCGACCAGGAAAACCGCGAAGGGUCGCCUGCUUUUGAUGAAGAGCUCGAAACAGAGGUGUGGGAGGAUGACGAUACUGUCACCGGAGAUAUCAGCGAGCGGGACGCACAUCAAAUGCAGGAACGCAUGCAAGAUCUACUGGGCGACCUGAGUGUCUUCAAGCGAAAACUGGCCUCGGACCACGAACGGUUCCGUCGCAAUGAGAAACUCGAGGUUCGCAAACGAAGCGCAUUGGGAACGAUUCUCACCAAUAAUCGCUAG